AUUUAACACUCGCAGAAAAUAGAAACAUAUCGCGUCUUGUCUUGUCUUUUGUUCACUUCUCAUUUUUCUAAUCAAAUCUCCGGCUACGAUCAUCAAUCUUCUAUCUGUUUCUCGUUACUCACUUCAGACAUGGCUGUCGCGAAGGUCGUGGCUUUGUUACUACUAUUCUCCUUGGUUCUCACCACCGGUGUCUUUUCCGAUGAAGAACCGACGACAACCCCUGGAUCCGCUUCCGAGAUUCAGUUGGAACAGCUUCACGCUAAAAUCCAUACCCUAGAAUCUCAAGUUGAAGAGAAAAGAAGAGAAGUUAAAGAGAGAGAGGAGACAGUAACAGAAAAGGAGAAACUUCUGAAAGAGAGACAGGACAAGGUUUCUUCCUUGGAGACUGAGCUUUCAUCACUUCGGGAAAAGGGUUCGUCAGAAUCUGUGCAACUGUUGGAGAAAGCGCAAGCACGAGCUACUGAAUUAGAGAAGCAGGUAGAGGUGCUUAAGAACUUUCUGGAGCAAAAGAAUAAGGAGAAAGAAUCUACUGAAGCUCGGACUAGUGAGGCCGAGAAAAAGCUAAAUGAAUUGAACUCCAGAUUGGAUAAACUUCACAAGACAAAGGAAGAGCAGAAGAACAAAAUACGAAAACUUGAGCGUGCUCUUAAAAUUUCCGAGGAAGAAAUGUUGCGGAUGAGGCAUGAAGCAGCCACAAAGGCUAGGGAACUCCAGGAGGUUCAUGGCUCGUGGCUUCCCCAUUGGCUUGCUGUACACUGGGUUCAUUUCCAGACUGUUGCUGGGCCACAUUGGGAUGCCCAUGGGAAACCGGUUCUUGAGAAAGUAACACAAAAGGUGACGCAAGCGAAGACUCAAGCUGAAAGGUGGGCUGAACCACAUAUGGUUAAUGUUAAAACUAAAUAUAUUCCAGCCGUGAAAGAGACCGUCAAGACGCAUGUCGAGCCACACGUACAGACGCUAUCUACCAAAGCGAAAGAGGCUUACCAUGCUUCCAAGAGUGCAGUUACUCCUCAUAUUGUCAAGUUUCAAGCACAUGUAGAUCCCUAUUACCAGGAGGCUAAAAAGUUUAGCAAGCCAUACGUUGAUCAAGUGGCCACGGCCACAAAGCCACAUGCUGAUAAGGCUAUUCACUACUACAAAGAGUUUCUAAAAUCUGCUACAACAUAUCACGACCAGGUUCAAGCCAAUGUCGAAAGAAAGUUGAAGAGCCAUGAGCUGACGGCACCUUUUGCCACCAAAGAGUUCAUUUGGUUUGCAGCAUCUGCUUUGUUGGCGUUACCCAUCUUCAUAGUGUACAGAUUCCUCUGUUCUCUCUUCCGCACAAAGACCAAGAAGCCUACGCGACACUCGCAUCAACAUGGUCGUCGUAAGGCCAAAAGGGCUCAUUUUGACAAGUGAAAUCUGCUGUUUUCCACUAUGAAACUAUUGGUGGUAAAUGACAGGGUUUUGAUGCGGUCUUUUUGUGUCUCAGCAACAGGCAUAUGUUGUCUAAACAGCCCAUGUUAGAGAUAUCAAAGGUUUUUUUUUGUUAUGUAUGUUUUUUGUUUUGUUGAAGCUCUCUGUGCAAAAGUGUUUCUUUACUCGCUUUUUCAAGAUGCCUUUUGGAUAAAGUUUUCAGUCUUUUUAUACAGAGAAGGUUAGACAUAUCUCAGUAGUAAAUUAAAGGCUUGGUUUGUGUAUUUUGUAAUUCAUGUGGCACUUGCUGUACUAACUACUCUUCAAAAGCCAUCACUCUCGUUUUAUCA
Brassica rapa (field mustard) is the source of this 1745-nucleotide messenger RNA. RefSeq names its product apolipoprotein A-IV. The record is from RefSeq and is a predicted model, not a curated record. NCBI's taxonomy places the organism in Eukaryota, Viridiplantae, Streptophyta, Magnoliopsida, Brassicales, Brassicaceae.